AUGGCGAUCCUGGUGCUGCUUGUUUUAUCAUCGACGAUCCUCGUUCAAGGAUAUGGGAAGAGCAAUGACCCAAACGAAGAACCCUUCCUCCCUAUAUUUCCAGUUUAUCCGUACAGCCCAAAACUGAUUAAAAGAGAAACCGACAGGGAGGCAGUCACGCAAUUGUCCCCGGAACUCUACGCGCCCAAAAUCGACGCUAAAGAUUCUUACAGUGCCAGCUACAGCACGAACUAUCCCCGAGAUCCUUACUACCCUAACUAUAAUCCGUAUCCAAAGUCUUCUUCUGCAGCUGGAUACUCGUACUACAGUUCUAUGCCGUAUACAUAUCCAACCUCGGCAUACAAUCGAUACAAUUCGUACUCAACACCCUAUCCAGCGGCUCCACCUUCCUAUUCAACGAUGCCUUACUCCACGUCCUAUCCUAAUUACUACUACCAACCGCCUUACUAUUAUCCUAAUUAUUAUACUCAGCCACUAUACGCGCCGCCUCCGUUGCCACCACCUGGCGCAGACUAUUCCAGCGAUCCUUAUUCCGAUACAGACAACGAGAAGAAUAAAGAGAAGAAACCUAGCGGGGACAAAAGGUACAGGUACAACGAAGCGGAUCAGGACCCUACAGGCAACCAAUACGUCGACGGAGGGAACUAUAUUUCCGGGAACACAAAGGAUCUGGACGGCCAGCCCAGCACCUACAAAGCCAGCAGCCCACAGAAUCAGUUGGAACAAGUGAGCGACUUUCACUUAAAGAAUAUUCAAGUCCCUUUACCAAAGACGACCUACCGGGUGAUCAGCGUCGCAGGUCAGCCGGUAGGCCCUGACUAUCCUCUACCGGCUCCGUAUGUGAAGGCACAACAACUGGAGGAGCUGAUGAGUCAGACAUGGGCGAAGGUGUUGGCCCAGAAUUUGCAACAGGCCGCUCAGUAUCACACGAACGACGGGAACAAGAACAAUGGUGGACAGUACGUGAACCAGAACGAUCAGAACAAGGACUCCCAACGAUACGUUUCCGUCCCGAACGUUAUUGCCAAGGCUGGUCUGGCUUACAUCGUGAAUCCUAGCAUUCUCGGGAAGCUGAACAUUGCUCAGGCUGCUGGCCAGGUCAACCAGGCGCCGACCACUCACUUGAAGAACAUCAAGUAUCCUCCGCCUAUACCUGGCGUUUACACCGCAGUCGACAAGCCUGGAAAGGAUCAGGUGGAUUCGAACGAGUACGAGAACUAUGAUACUUCACCACCUCAGAGAUCCCAGGACUACGACAGCUCUUUGAGUCAGAACGAUAAGCAGCCACAGAAUUACGAGAACGAACAAUCUUAUCAGAAUCAGAAUUUUGUGACAGCACAGACGCCACGUGGGUACGGUUACCAAUAUAACGACUACAAUCCGUCACAACAAACGGGCCAGCAACAGUCGAACCAAUACAAAAACAAUUUGGAUGACGUGAACUAUGGUAGCAAGACGAAAAAGGGAUAG
Messenger RNA from Dufourea novaeangliae, 1470 nucleotides. RefSeq names its product cuticle collagen bli-1-like. The transcript is spliced from 2 exons. The coding region runs from base 1 to 1470 and encodes 489 amino acids. NCBI's taxonomy places the organism in Eukaryota, Metazoa, Arthropoda, Insecta, Hymenoptera, Halictidae. The record is from RefSeq and is a predicted model, not a curated record.